Sphenostylis stenocarpa is the source of this 5040-nucleotide messenger RNA. NCBI's taxonomy places the organism in Eukaryota, Viridiplantae, Streptophyta, Magnoliopsida, Fabales, Fabaceae. The record is from the annotation of a GenBank genome assembly.
AUGUCCAUGUUGAUAAAACUAGACCGCACACACCACAGCUCACUUGACGCCGCAUCUAUAAGAACUGGACCCCAAAUGCCAUGCAAGACAACACUCUCAUUUGGCAUUGCAUACUGGGAAAAGGAGAAUCUCAGUCACACCAAGUGCCUCCAGAGUUGCAAUAACGAGAAAGGCGCGUACAGGCACCAAGCAUGCCACGCUCGUUGCAACCUUCUUAACGAGGAAAAAGAACAUGAAGAAUAUCAACAACCACCACACCAUGAGGAGGGACACCAACACGGUGAGGGCGAGGAAGGAGAUGAAAGCAAACAACCACAUCCAUUCCCUUUCCCAUACCAACCUCAUCAACAUGAAGAUGAGCCUGCGCACGAACGGCAUCACAAGAAAGAAGGAGAGGAGGAAGAGAAGGAGCAGCACCAUGAGAGCGAAGGGAGUGAAGGUUCGGAAUCACAAAAGAAACAAAAGAACCCUUUUCACUUCAGCUCUAACAGGUUCCACACUUUGUUCAAUAAUCAAAAUGGUCACAUUCGCCUCCUCCAGAGGUUCGACCAACAAUCCAAACAACUUCAGAAUCUGGAAGACUUCCGUCUUUUGGAGUUCCAGUCCAAACCCAACACCCUCCUUCUCCCCCACCAUGCCGACGCUGAUUACAUCAUCAUUAUCCUCAGCGGGAGAGCCAUACUUACCCUCGUAAAGCCCGACGACAGAGACUCUUACAACCUUCACUGUGGUGAUGUCCAGAAAAUCCCUGCAGGAACCACUUUUUAUUUGGUUAAUCCUGACAACAAGGAAACUCUCAAAGUAAUCGCACUCGCCAGACCCGUUAACAACCCUGGCAAACUUGAGACUUUUUUCCUAUCUAGCACCGAAGCCCAACAAUCCUACUUGCAAGGGUUUAGCAAGAACACUCUCGAAGCCUCCUUCGAUUCCCAAUUCAAAGAGAUAAAGAAGGUUCUGUUUGGAGAGGAGGGACAUCAGCAGUAUGGCCAGGAGAGUCAACAAGAGGGAGUGAUUGUGGAACUGUCAAAGGAACACAUUCAGGAACUCAGCAGACAUGCCAAAUCUAGUUCAAGGAAAACCAUUUCAUCCGAAGACGAACCAUUCAACUUGAAAAGCCGCAAACCCAUCUAUUCCAACAAGUUUGGCAAGUUUUAUGAGAUCACCCCAGAGAAAAACCCCCAGCUUCGGGACUUGGAUGUCUCCGUCGGUUAUGUGGAUAUGAACGAGGUCAGUGCAAAGAAAACAUCACCCGGAGGUCUUCUUCUGCCACACUACAAUUCAAAGGCCAUAAUGAUACUAGGGGUUAAUAAAGGAGAAGCUAAGGUUGAACUUGUUGGCCUGAGAAAACAACAACAACAGUAUCAUCAAGAAGAAAGUAUGGAAGUGCAGAGGUAUGGAGCUGAAUUGUCUGAAGACGAUAUAUUCGUAAUCCCAGCAGAUUAUCCAGUUGCCAUCAACGCCAUUUCCAAUCUGAAGUUAUUUGCUUUCGGUAUCAAUGCUGAGAACAACCAGAGGAACUUCCUUGCAGGUGAGAAAGAGAAUGUGUUAAGCGAGAUACCUAAACAAGUGUUGGAGGUAGCGUUCCCUGGGUCUGGCAAGGAGGUUGAGAAGCUAAUAGAGAAGCAAAAGGAAUCCUACUUUGUGGAUGCUGAGCCUCAGGAAAAGGAGGAGGGGCAUGCUAUUGGAAUGUAUGAAUGUGAGAUUCAGUGGUACUGUACUAUGUUGAGAGCAAGGGUUCCACUGCUGCUGCUGCUGCUGGGAAUUCUUUUCCUGGCAUCAGUUUCUGUCUCAUUUGCCAAUGUGCACCGGCAGAAGGAAUACGGCAAAGAAGGCUCAUAUUCAGGAGGACAAAACAACCCCUUCUUCUUCAGCUCUGACAGGUCGUUCCUCACUCUAUACAAAAAUGAAUAUGGUCACAUUCGUGUCCUCCAGAGGUUCGACCAACGCUCCAAACAACUUCAGAAUCUUGAAGACUACCGUCUGGUGGAGUUCAAGUCCAAACCCAACACCCUCCUUCUUCCUCACCAUGCUGAUGCUGAAUUCCUCCUAGUUGUCCUUAGUGGGAAAGCCAUACUCACCGUAGUGAACCCUGAUGGCAGAGACUCCUACAUUCUUGAGUCUGGGCAUAUCCAGAAAAUCCCUGCAGGAACCGUUUUCUAUUUGAUUAACCCUGAUGACAACGAGAAUCUAAGACUUAUCAAACUCGCCGUGCCCGUCAACAACCCUCACAAAUUUCAGAAUUUAUUCCUGUCAAGCACAAAAGCCCAACAGUCGUACUUGCAAGGGUUCAGCAAGAACAUUCUGGAGGCCUCCUUCGAUAGCGAAUUCGAGGAGAUAAACAGAGUUCUGUUUGGAGAGGAGGGAUAUCAGCAUUAUGGCGAGGAGAGUCAAUCAGAGGGAGUGAUUGUGAAACUUUCAAACGAACAGAUUCGUGAACUGUGCAAACAUGCCAAAUCUGGUUCAAGAAAAGCCCUUUCCUCCCAAGAUGAACCAUUCAACUUGAGAAACCACAAACCCAUCUAUUCUAACAAAUUUGGAAAGUUUUAUGAGAUCACCCCAGAGAAAAACCCCCAGCUUCGGGACUUGGAUGUCUCCGUCAGUUAUGUGGAUAUGAACGAGGGAGGUCUUCUUCUGCCACACUACAAUUCAAAGGCCAUAAUGAUACUAGGGGUUAAUAAAGGAGAAGCCAAGGUUGAACUAGUUGGUCUGAGAAAACAACAACAACAGGAUCAUCAAGAAGAAAGUAUGGAAGUGCAGAGGUAUGGAGCUGAAUUGUCUGAAGACGAUAUAUUUGUAAUCCCAGCAGAUUAUCCAGUUGCCAUCAACGCCAUUUCCAAUCUGAAGUUAUUUGCUUUCGGUAUCAAUGCUGAGAACAACCAGAGGAACUUCCUUGCAGGUGAGAAAGAGAAUGUGUUAAGCGAGAUACCUAAACAAGUGUUGGAGGUAGCGUUCCCUGGGUCUGGCAAGGAGGUUGAGAAGCUAAUAGAGAAGCAAAAGGAAUCCUACUUUGUGGAUGCUGAGCCUCAGGAAAAGGAGGAGGGGCAUGGUAAGGGAAGAAAGGGUCCAUUUGUAAGGCAUCCGAAUUUGCUUCAAUUAUUUGGAACACGUGUAGAACAAGAAAGGAAGAUAGAUACACCUGUUCAAGUUCACCGAAUCCAUGUAUAUCCAAAAGAACUGCACCCAAAUGCCAUGCACAACAACACGUACUCACCAAGUCAUGCAAACAACCCCAAGAGCAUUAUUUUCCUCUGCCGCCUCAAUUUUGUUCGAUUGGACGACACACGUCAACCUGCGAUCGAUCCCGUGGCAAAAUCGGAGAACCCGAAUGGGCGCAAGUGUGUGGAGAUAUGCGAGAGCGAGAAAGAUCCGUCCAGGGUUCAAACAUGCAAGCUUCGUUGCAAGCACGUUCCUGAGCGUGGGGAGAAAGAAGAAGAAAGAGAGAUUUCAGAGCAACAUCCAUCUCACGAGGAGAGGGGAGAUCGAGAGAGAGGAUACCAGGAGGGUGAGAAGAAGGAAGAGGGAAGAGAAGGGCGUGAACAACCUCGUCCAUAUCCACCUCCACACUCAAGAGAGUAUGAGCGUGAAAAAGAACAGUGGAAAGGAUGGCAUCGUCGUGAAGAUCCCGAAGAGAGGGCGAGGGUGAGGCAGAGGGAAGAAGAAAUAAGGGAGAGGAAGAGGGAAGAGGAGAUAAAAGAGAGGGAGAGGCAGAGGGAAGGGAAACCCUGGCGACGUGAGAAGAAGGAGAAAUGGGAAGAAAUAGAAGAAGUUGAAGGUUUCCCAGAAUCAGAUUCACUAACACAGAUCAACCCUUUUCACUUCAGCUCUAAUAGAUUCCGCACCCUCUUCAAGAACCAACUCGGUCACAUCCGUGUCCUUCAGAUGUUUGACCAAUGGAGCUCCAAGGAACUUCAAAGCCUUCAAGACUACCGCGUCGUGGAGUUCAACUCCAAACCCAACACCCUCCUUCUCCCUCACCAUGCUGAUGCCGAUUUCCUCCUCGUUGUCCUUAGCGGGAGAGCCUUAAUUAACUUCGUGAAACCCGACGACAGAGACACCUACUACCUUGACCCUGGUUAUGCCCAAAUAAUUCCUGCAGGAACCACUUUCUAUUUGGUUAACCCAGACAGAAAGAAAAAUCUCAGAGUAAUUAAACUCGCCAUACCCGUUAACAAACCUCGCAAAUUUGAGAAUUUCUUCCUAUCUAGCACCCAAGACCAACAGUCCUACUUGCAAGGGUUCGGCGAGGAUAUUUUAGAGGCCUCCUUCGAUAGCACAUUCGAGGAGAUAAACAAGGUUCUGUUUGGAGAGGAGAGGCCGCAGCAAGACCCGCAUAGGAGACAGCAAGAGGGAGUGAUUGUCGAACUGUCAAAUGAAAAGAUUCGGGAACUGAGUAAAAGUGCAAAAUCUAGUUCAAGGAAAACCCAUUCCUUCGAAUAUGAACCAUUCGACUUGAGAAGCUCCAACCCAAUCUAUUCCAACAAGUUUGGCGCGUUCUAUGAGAUCACCCCGGAGGAAAAUACCCAUCUUCGGGAGUUAAAUAUCCUCCUCAAUUCUGUCGAUAUCAACAAGGGAGGUCUUCUUCUACCGCACUACAAUUCAAAGGCGCCACUGAUACUAGUGGUUAAUAAAGGAGAAGCAACCGUUGAACUUGUUGGCCUCAGAGAACAACAAAAGAAGCAGCAAGAGGAAGAAGAGGAAAGUAGGGAAGUGAAGAGGUAUAGAGCUAAAUUGUCUGAAGACGAUAUAUUUGUAAUCCCAGCAGCUUAUCCAGUUUCCAUAAACGCUACCACCAAUCUGAAUUUCCUUGCUUUAGGAAUCAAUGCUAAGAACAACCAGAGGAACUUCCUUGCAGGUGAGAAAGACAACGUGAUAAGCGAGAUAGGUAGACAAGUGUUGGAGGUUGCGUUCCCUGGGUCAGGUGAGGAUGUUGAGAAGCUAAUAAAGAAGCAGAGAGAAUCAUACUUUGUUGAUGCUCGGCCUGAAACUGGGAAAAAAGGAAGAAAGGAUCCUUUGUCUUCAAUUUUGGGCGCUCUCUACUGA